GAGAGAGAGUGUCAACAUUCUCACCACCGCUGGAUGUAAAUAAACCCGGCGUGGUGCACCGUUCACCAAUCACCGCACAGACUUCACCAUUCAUCAUUCACCAGUCACCACACAGCAAGGAAGUGACCUGAGAGUGAUAGCAAGGCAGUAUAGUCACCAGCAGAGGUCACCAAGGCACCAAACAUGACCACCAGUCGCCCCAGAGUACAGGUCCUCAAUUUGCCAGAAGAGGAGAGUGACGAGUUGAAGAUAACGCCCUUAGGGUCGGGUCAAGAGGUGGGCAGGUCAUGUCACUUCCUGGAGUUCAAAGGAAAGAAAGUCCUGUUGGACUUCGGCAUACACCCGGCACUGACUGGCAUGAACGCGCUCCCUUUCUCCGACUACAUAGACCCGGAGCAGAUUGACCUGAUGCUGGUGUCACACUUCCACCUGGACCACGCGGGGGGCCUGCCGUGGUUCCUCAUGCACACUCGCUAAGGGCGCUGCUACAUGACUCACCCCACCAAGGCCAUCUACAAGUGGCUCCUCUCUGAUUACAUUAAAGUCAGCAACAUAGCCACAGAACACAUGCUAUACUCGGAGAGCGACCUGGAGGCGUCACUCAACAAGAUCAACGUCAUCAACUUCCACGAGGAGAAGGAGGUGCAGGGGAUUAAGUUCUGGUGCUACCACGCCGGCCAUGUGCUGGGGGCGGCCAUGUUCAUGAUACAGAUCGCUGGUGUGAAGAUCCUUUACACCGGGGACUUCUCGCGGCAGGAGGACCGACACUUAAUGAUGGCCGAGAUACCACAGAUCAGGCCGGACGUGUUAAUGAUUGAGUCAACGUACGGGGUGAGCAUCCACGAGCCCAGGGAGAGCCGAGAGUCACGCUUCACCAACACCGUCCAUACCAUUGUGACGAGAGGAGGCCGCUGUCUCAUCCCUGUGUUUGCCCUCGGCCGUGCUCAGGAGCUGCUCUUGAUUCUUGAUGAGUACUGGCAGCAACACCCAGAGCUACAUGAGGUGCCUAUCUACUAUGCCUCAGCCUUGGCCAAGAAGUGCAUGAGUGUCUACCAAACCUACACACACGCCAUGAACGAGAGGAUCCAGCGACAAAUUUCCAUCAGUAACCCCUUCCAGUUUAAGCACAUCUCCAAUCUUAAGGGUAUGGACCAGUUUGAGGACAUUGGGCCGUGUGUGAUCAUGGCGUCCCCUGGCAUGAUGCAGAGCGGACUGUCCCGGGAGCUGUUUGAAAUGUGGUGUCCUGAUCCUAAGAACGGCGUCAUCAUUGCUGGGUACUGUGUGGAAGGUACGCUGGCUAAGGAAAUCCUGAAGGAGCCAGAGGAAGUGACCACAAUGUCGGGUCAGCGGCUCCCUAUGAAGUGUUCAGUGGAGUACAUCUCUUUCUCUGCCCACACUGACUUUGAGCAGACCACACACUUCAUCCGCACCAUCCACCCCCCUAAUGUGGUACUGGUGCACGGGGAGAUGACGGAGAUGUCUCGCCUCAAGUCGGCCCUGGAGCGGGAGUAUGAGACGUGCACCGACAACCCCGUCAAGGUGUUUAACCCUAAGAACCUCGAGACGGUCACCUUUCACUUCAGGGGGGAGAAGAUGGCUAAGGUGAUGGGGGAGCUGGCCAUGCAGAAACCCAAGGAAAACAGUGUUGUGUCUGGAAUUCUUAUCAAACGCAACUUCAACUGUCACAUCAUCUCGCCGAGGGAUUUAGGAAAGUACAGUGAGCUCUCCGUGUCCACCAUCACCCAGCGGUCUAGCCUUCACUACACCGGGUCCUGGGCACUGCUCCACUACCUGCUGGCCUCAAUGUACGGCAGUGUGGAGGUGGUGCUCUCCGAUGGGGCUGAGAGCCAGUCACUGCGGGUGUUUGAUGUGGUGAUGGUGACCCAGGAACCUCCUGUCGUGGUGAUUGAGUGGGUAGCGAGUCCGACAAGUGACAUGUACGCCGACGCAGUGAUGAAGGUGAUCUUGAAGGCGCAGGAGCUGGACACUGCCGGCGUCACUGUCCCCUCCGUCAGCAGUGCCGUGUUUGACAGGAUGCACUUCAAGGAGUGUUUAAUCGAGCUCUUCCAAGAAAUGUUCGGAGAGGAUUCUGUGCCCAAGAUCUUCAAGGGAGAGAAGAUUUAUGUAUCGGUGGACAAUGUAAAGGCUAAUGUGGACCUUGUGAGCUUGAAAGUGACGUCAGAGAAUGAGAAACUGGAGCGCGUGGUGCAGACAGCAGUCACCAAGCUGUUCCAGUCACUAGCACCUGUUACUGUCACCAUGAAGCACUGAGGGGGCUGGGGGGGGCAGGGAGAGAGAGAGAGAGAGAGAGAGAGAGAGAGAGAGAGAGAGAGACAAACAAUUCAGUAAUAUUAACCCCUUCAGUACUGGGACACAUUUUACCUUGAGUUUUGUGUACCAUUAGAUCAUUUUAUUGACAUUAGUAAGGGUGUAUGGAGGGCAGAAGAUUAAUGGCCACAGUCUUCACUAUUUUAACUCCCUCGUGAGCCUCUGGAGCUGUGGAAAGUCACCAAAUAGUCACCAGAAUGAACAUGGAAACAUGUCCUGGUACUGAAUGGGUUAAGACAAGGGAGUAUCUCUUUAAUUCUGCCUCAUGCUGGAACACAUUUGGGCAAGGCAAGUGUGGCCAGACCUGUUUUUUAAUAAUAGUAAUAGAAAAAAAAUAAAACAUGAAUACUUUGUGUAAAAUGAAUAAAUAUGAGCAGUAUUCUUUUAAA
This is a messenger RNA of Portunus trituberculatus (swimming crab), 2717 nucleotides long. It is a transcript of the gene Cpsf73, whose product is annotated as cleavage and polyadenylation specificity factor subunit 3-like. Gene Ontology annotation, cellular component: mRNA cleavage and polyadenylation specificity factor complex. Lineage: Eukaryota; Metazoa; Arthropoda; Malacostraca; Decapoda; Portunidae. The record is from RefSeq and is a predicted model, not a curated record. Gene Ontology annotation, molecular function: RNA endonuclease activity; RNA binding; 5'-3' exonuclease activity. Gene Ontology annotation, biological process: mRNA 3'-end processing by stem-loop binding and cleavage.